This is a messenger RNA of Sphenostylis stenocarpa, 174 nucleotides long. NCBI's taxonomy places the organism in Eukaryota, Viridiplantae, Streptophyta, Magnoliopsida, Fabales, Fabaceae. The record is from the annotation of a GenBank genome assembly.
AUGGCUGCCAUGAAAAGUGCAGAGGAGGAGAUGUUUGAAAGAGCGGUGGUUGUAAAGGUGCUAAGGAUUCUCAAUGCAAAAUUCAAUAUGAAUUUUGUUGCGAUCAAAGAAUCCAAGAAUUUGGAUUUAUUGAAAUUGGAAGAAUUACAUGGGUCAUUGGAGGCUCAUGAAUAA